Molecule: messenger RNA, 538 nt
Organism: Alligator sinensis (Chinese alligator)
Lineage: Eukaryota; Metazoa; Chordata; Crocodylia; Alligatoridae
Gene: EIF4EBP3
Product: eukaryotic translation initiation factor 4E binding protein 3
Exons: 2
Coding region: 1-225 (74 amino acids)
Biological process (GO): negative regulation of translational initiation
Cellular component (GO): cytoplasm
Molecular function (GO): eukaryotic initiation factor 4E binding
Source: RefSeq, a predicted model, not a curated record
AUGCUUUGCUUGGCUUUGGCAGGUACCAGGAUCAUCUAUGACCGCAAGUUCCUGCUGGAGUGUAAAAACUCCCCCAUCGCUAAGACUCCGCCCUGCUGCCUCCCACAGAUCCCUGGUGUCACCACUCCUACCCAUACAGCACUCUCCAAGCUCGAGGACCUGAAAGAACAAAAUGAGCUGGAGGAAGAGAGUCCAGAGGAAGAGCAGUUUAAGAUGGACAUCUGAGCUCCCUGCCAGCAUGCUCUACUGGCCGAUGUGAGGGAACUCUCAGCGCCUUGCCCUCUCUCUCAGCCCUGGGGCAGCAGAAGAGAGUGAGGCUUUGGUGGUGGUGCCAGCUGCAUGCCUGGCUUGAGUUUUUAAUACUACCUUUCUGCAAUUGAUUUUUGUCCUGGAUCUCUUUAUGGAACUGGAGGCCUGGGCUCUGCUGCCCAGGGGGGCUGGUUUUGGCUCCUGCCCUGCUGACUGUUAAGCAUGAGUUCUCCCGGACUCACUGUGGGGCUCUUCAAUAAAGAACCUGAAAAGCCUCCUGCUCAGAGUA